AACAAAGCGCUAAAUAAAUUAGAUCGCUAAUCCCAUCUGCAUCAUUCGCGCCGCCCUCAAAGCCACACCUCGGCGGCCUCCGUCGCCGCCCCUCAGGGGCCACCUCGCCGCCCCUCCAACGCUCGCUGCAUCCUCAUCCGACGCCACCUGUCAGCGGCUACCCACGCGCCUGCCCGUCCGUCAACGCCCGAUUGAAACCAUCGCUGCCCAGAUCUGCCUCAGUGGUUUGCAUCGUUGUGGCAACGACAUCGUCGAUCCUCAACUCUGGAACUAAAUCCAGAAGGACUACACCAUUCUCGCGGCUGAUGGCUGUGGAAAAUUGGAAAAUUAGCCUGUCCUAUGAAGAGAGUUCAUGCCAAUGGACCCAAUGCAGAAUACAUAGUGAUCAAACCCAGAGAUACAACAAUGAAUAAAACUCACCCACAUCGACAUGGCACGCACGAAGAUAAUGACAUUCUGUCAGGCAAACAGAUGAGAAAGAGCAGGGAGAAUAUGGAUGGAAAUUUGACUAGAGUACACAAACAAAGCACUCAAGACAAGUCUGUAGUCCAUGUGUCCUCUAAGCAGAAACGUAGUCCUUCCAUGGAGGUUGGCACAAAAGUGAUUCUGAAGUCCUCAGUAUAUCCAAACAAAAGGCAUGUGGCACGUGCUAGCAUUUUGGGUUGCAAUUCAAAAAAAAUUGUUGGUGGUGUUGAGCUAGGUCGGCAGUUCAUAGAAGUGCAAGUUGAUCAACCUAUUGAGGAAUGUGAGCUCUUGGUAAGGGAAAGGGAAAAUUGUAGGACAAUUGGCGAUACUUUCACCUCUGGAUUAACAAUUGCUUGGCCUUCAGCAUGUAUUGAGAGGUUCAGUGGUUGAGUUGAUUUGGAUGAUUUUGCAUGAGGAAUCGAGAUGCAAAUAUGACAUAUUGAUGCAAGAAAUAUUCGAGGGGCACAUUCUAUUGAACAUGAAUAGGGGUGUCACAUGGUAUCAGUGAUAGGAAAUCUUUCGCAUACUAUAGUUUACAUUAAUGGGUUGAGAAAUGUAUUUUUUCCCUAAAAUAUGGAUCUUCUAUAUGUUUAUUGUUACAAAUGCUAUGGAAUGGCAUGGACCAUAUUGAUAUUUUAUAUCCUCGUGCAUAUAUGCAAGCUUUA
This is a messenger RNA of Aegilops tauschii subsp. strangulata, 1130 nucleotides long. Lineage: Eukaryota; Viridiplantae; Streptophyta; Magnoliopsida; Poales; Poaceae. The record is from RefSeq and is a predicted model, not a curated record.